AUGCUCACCUCCGGCCUAACAAACGCACCCCUAACAAAACUCCUCCUAAUCUACACAAUCGCCUCCUCAAUCGCCCUUUCCCUCUUCGACAUAAAACACCUCGUUUCAAUCUCCAUCUCGCCCCAUUUCUGGCCCUACGCCCAAUUCUGGCGCGCGGCAGUAUGGCAUCUUGUCGGCUUUGCCAAUUCCACCGAGGCGCUCUUUGCCUCUAUGCUUGUUUAUCAUUUGCGCGUUGUUGAGCGUGCUUGGGGGCAGAGGAAGAUGGCUACCUUCCUCCUAACAACCCUCCCAUACACAACUCUCCUCCCACCCCUCCUCCUAUCCCUCCUCAUCCGCCCUCUCUCAAUGAACAACCUGAACUACCUACCCUCCGGCCCGACGGCUAUGAUAUUCGCGCUGUUGGCGCAAUAUCACGCGAGUAUACCGCAUACAUACCGGUAUCGGAUUGGGACGACGACUACAGCGCCUACUGUCGCCAACAACGCCAACAACACCACAGACAGCGCCACAGAACCCGAAACUACAGAGCGACCUGCCGAGAACUCGGACCCCAAACCUCCCAAACCAAGUCUGACCCUCCUCUUCUCGGAUAAAUCGACAACUUACAUCGUUGCUGCUCAGCUUGCGCUUUCUCAAUUUCCGGCUAUGCUCCUGCCCGCCGCGCUAGGGUGGAUUGUUGGUUUUGCUUGGCGUGCGGAGAUCUUGCCUGGUCUUUCGCCGGCUCUGAAUGGGCUUAGGGUUCCUGCUUGGGUUGUUGGGGAGAGCGAGCGGAGGGGUGUUGCUGGUGGUGUUGGUGGGGAGAGGGAGAGAUAUGAGGAUUUGAGGAGGAGGUUGGAGGGGGAGGCUGCUGCUUCGGCUGAGGCUUCUGGAUUGGAUGGCGGAGCGCAGGGUGUGCGGGUUGAUAGACGGAGUGAGACUGCUGCUGUUGUUGAUCGGUUGAGGGGGGAUUGGUAG
Penicillium antarcticum is the source of this 954-nucleotide messenger RNA. RefSeq names its product protein dscB (gene dscB). Bases 1 to 954 code for a protein of 317 amino acids. The transcript is spliced from 2 exons. The record is from RefSeq and is a predicted model, not a curated record. Lineage: Eukaryota; Fungi; Ascomycota; Eurotiomycetes; Eurotiales; Aspergillaceae.